Molecule: messenger RNA, 1954 nt
Organism: Melitaea cinxia (Glanville fritillary)
Lineage: Eukaryota; Metazoa; Arthropoda; Insecta; Lepidoptera; Nymphalidae
Product: serine/threonine-protein kinase MEC1-like
Exons: 14
Coding region: 1-1854 (617 amino acids)
Biological process (GO): telomere maintenance; double-strand break repair
Cellular component (GO): nucleus
Molecular function (GO): protein serine/threonine kinase activity
Source: RefSeq, a predicted model, not a curated record
AUGAGGCGGGAUUUGAAAUCAUUGAACAAGGAUCACAUAGAGAGUGCGAUGCAGGAAAUCGAGUACAAAAUACGUGAUAAUAAUAAUAAUAUAUAUGAUAAUAAAGUACUCCAGUCCGUCUGUACGUUGGCGCUGACGUUCUACGAUCAACUGUGGGAAACCGCUGAAGGAACUUCAGAACGAAACGAUCUGCUACACAGCAUGUCCAAAACUCUAGGUCUCGUUGUGAGCCUAGGUCUAGGUCUCGAGCACUUAUCGACGGAUGUCAUCGUCAACAGACUGGAGGUGUUCAGCGGUGAUGAGUUGGAGGAUGAAGUUGCUGAAAAUUUACUUGAUAUUCUACAACCAAUCAUAAAGAACGUAAACACAAUAUCGUUAGACAUUUUGAAAACUAGACUCGAUCUCUUCAAGAAACACGAAGAUCACGAGACUGUGAGAUAUUUGAAACGAGAUGAGAGUACCUUGAAGUACAAGAUGUGUCUCAAUUUAGUCGGUGACGCUGGGCACUUGUUGUUGCAGUACUGUUCGAAGGCGUUGAAAGUUUUACAUGAUAAAACGCAAUGGACGAACAUAUUCGCAGAAUUAAAGGAGAACAUCUUCGAGAAUCCAUACGCUGGAACUGAUUACAUAGUUCUGGAAAAAUACAAAGACGACCUUUACGACAUCGCCGUUUUCGAUUCAACAGACAAAGAAACAAAGAAGCGCAUCCUAUCAAGCAUACUAUCUCAGCCGAUGGAAACGAGGUCUUCCGUCUCUCUCUCCCACGUGUGUCCCGCUCUAUGCGGGAAAGAGAUAGCCGACGAGUCAUUGAACAAGCUCCUGGGCCUGAAGUCCGGUGUCAGUGUGUUCAAAUUCGAGGAAAAGGUGCCGUUGUUUGUGGACUCUAUCCGUCGUCCGGCAGUGCUGUGUGUCCGUCUUUCCGAUGGUAGCUCCCGCCGGUACAUCGUAAAACGCGGCGAGCGGACUCGAACCCACUGCGCCGCGGUGCGCUUACUUGCCAUAGUGCAGCCAGGAAGCACUGUGUAUAAUGUAACUCAACUAAGCGAGGACAGCGCCCUUAUCCAGUACCUAGAACACCAUGAGAGAUUCAGAACCUUGAUCUUCGAGAAAAAUCCUAUUGAUGCCGCCGUGGAUACAAUGACUCGAGCCCGCAGUAAGGACAGCAAUCUGAUCCUGUCCCCCGCCGUGUCGCUGCGACACUUCCAAGCACUGUGCCAGAGGGUUCCCGCUUAUAUGCUCAGAUCAGCGAUCGAAGAUCACAGCGCUUGUGUUCAAGAUUUUAUUAAUAAGAAAAAGAAUUUUCUCGAAGCUAUUUCCAGUAUGACGAUGUUUAGCUAUUUGUGUGGCGUAGGCGAUCGACACUUGGAGAAUAUAAUGUACAACUUGCAAGAUGGCCGCGCACUUCCGGUGGACCUGGACGCCAUUUUGAAAUACGGCGCUAACGAACUUCCGCCCGCUCGUCUCACAAGGAAUAUACUAGCCGUCUGCGAUACUCAGAUAUUAGAAAGUCGCCUGCAAAGUACGACGCUGUCGUUACGAGAAUCAUCCAAACACAUUCUACCCUCGAUUACUGUUGUCUUUAAAUGGAUGAGAGAGAAUUACAUGGAAAAGCUACCAUACAUAACAAGUUUGAUCGAAGGAACGUCUUUAUCCCAUCUCGUAACUAUUGACGUUAUAUCAAAAUCGGAUCAGCAGUACAAGGAGAAAUAUGUUCAAUUAUUGAAAGAUGUGUUUGCCGAUUUUGAUGAAAAGGAUAUUUAUACAGUUGAGGAGCAGGUAUCAAGUCUUCUGCGUCAAUGUACGGAACCUAGGAUUCUUAGCGUCACGAGAUCUGGCUGGGAGCCUUGGAUUUAAUGUUUGCUUAAUUGUCCCUAGUUUUUUAUUUUAUAAAAUCCGAAUAAAGAGGAAAAAACUUUUGUGGUGUAUUUUGUGUUGUUAAAUAAAGUUUGCUUUC